This is a messenger RNA of Haplochromis burtoni (Burton's mouthbrooder), 6372 nucleotides long. It is a transcript of the gene fam184ab, whose product is annotated as family with sequence similarity 184 member Ab. The record is from RefSeq and is a predicted model, not a curated record. The coding region runs from base 562 to 3954 and encodes 1130 amino acids. The transcript is spliced from 22 exons. Lineage: Eukaryota; Metazoa; Chordata; Actinopteri; Cichliformes; Cichlidae.
CAUCCUACGUGAAUGCAGCAUAAACUGUUGAGGUGAUCCAUGGCAACAGAGGAGCAGCAGCCAACCGCCGAGCCUGUCCUACACGCUCACACACACAUAACCCCAGUCUCUACUCACUUCUUCCUCAGUGUAGCCGGAAUGCACCGGGGAGGAAUCACUGUUAACGGCUGCCGCUGACAAAUUUCUGUAUCAAGGUGACCGACCGGGAGCCAACCCGCCAACCAGCUCCCUGGAAACGGCUGCACAUCAGCGCCAGGUGACAGCAGACUGGACCCGCUGAAAACGGACGCAUAACGGACAAGAUGGUAGUAGCUCAUGUUUCCGGACCUUAAAAUUACUCAUUUCACCCCUCUGGUGUACUAUUACCCCGACAGAAGCAAAAAUGAAACCAAUUCUUAACAGUCUGUGGGCUCAAAAGGCUUCAUAUUUCUGAUUUUUUUUUCGGCAAAAACAUAAAUCCUCCACAGUCCCAGUCCUACACACCGCUCAUUAGCACCGUCCAGUUUAUUAUUGUAAUUACUGCCCAUAUCUUUCUCGAGCAUCUGAGGCAUCAUCGUGAAGAUGGCGACUGGGUCGGGUUGGCAGCAGCGCUACUGCCCUGCCGGUCAGGGGAAAUUUAGCACAUCCUCGGCAUCCAGCAUGUCUUUUCAGUCCGGCAUCGCCAUGGAAUAUACCCAAGACCUACACCUGAAGAUGAGCAAGAAGAUAGCACAGCUAACAAAGGUUAUCUAUGCACUGAACACGAAAAAUGAUGAACACGAGGCAGCCAUCGCUACUCUGAAGGAGGCUCAUGAAGAGGAGGUGCAGCAGAUUCUUUCUGAGACCAGGGAGAAGAUACUCCAGUACAAGAGCAAGAUCAGCGAUGAGAUGGACCUGAAGAAGCGGAUCCAGUCUCUGGAGGAGUCAAUGGAACUCCACGAGAGGAUGAAGAGGCAGGCCCUGGCCGAGUUCGAGAGCUACCGUCAGAGGGUGGAAGACAUGCAGCUCUGCACUGAGGCUCAGCACACGCAGCGUGUGGUGUCCAUGUCAAGGGAGGUGGAGGAGAUGCGACGGUCCUUUGAGGAGAAGCUGCGUACAUUCAGCCAGGCACAGGCCCAGUUCGAGCAGGAGAAGAGGGCCGCGCUGGAAGAGCUCAAGGCUGAGCACAGACAGGAAAUCCAGGAGCUUCUUCGCAGCCACCAGAGCCAGAACGCAAACUACAGCAAAGACCAGGAGAAACUGGUACAGCUCCAUAAAGCCGAGGUUGAUUCUCUGACAGAGCGGGUGGAGGAGCUGAAACAGGACAAGAAGAGACUGGUGGAGGAAUACGAGGCCAAACUCAGCAAGGCUCAGGCCUUUUAUGAGCGCGAGCUGGAGGCCAUGAAGAGAACCCAGCAGCUUACCGCCGACAACCUCUUGGCAUGGAAACGCACUGAGGCCGAGCUGCGACGGGAGUUUCAGACUCAGGAGGCGGCGCUGCAGAAAACCCUCGGAAAACUGAGGGCCGAGCUGGCCAGGGUGUCGGACGAGGCUCGGGAAAACCGGGAGAGGUCCUACAAGCUGCAGUCGUCACUUAACACUGCAGAGAGCACCGUCAAAGACUUAACCAAGCAGCUGGACGAGGUGACCCAGAACUCGGAGAUUGUGGAAAUCCGUCAGAAGGAGGCUGAAUGUGAACUAGAGGCAGCCAGAGACCGAGUUCAGCAGCAGGCAACUGAAAUACUUCUCAAAGCCAGUCAGAUAAGCAGUCUGCAGGCCACCCAGAUGACCCAGGAAGCAGCCAUCAGAGACUUGGACAACGAGCGGAAUCGGCUGAAGGACAAGGUGGUGCGAAUGGAGGAAGAGAGGGAGGCCCUUCAGAGCCAGGGCCAAGCACUGGAUGAAAGACAGAAACAGCAGCUCCAGGCCCUGGAGAAGACCCUCCGUGAUGAGAAAGUGUCCCACGAGAAGGACGUGAACAGUCUGCGAGCUCGAUAUGAAGAGGAGACCAGCCAAAUGAAGGAGAGCCAAGCUCGAGCUCUGGAGGAAGUCGCCAAGAAGAACAGGGUGACCCUGGAGACCGCUCUCAACAACGCCGAGAAGGACAAGAACCGCCUCCUGGCUGAGCUGGAGCAGCAGUUUGAGAGGGAGCGUCAGUCACUGGAGGAGCAGAAGACGCUGCUCAGGCAGCAGCUGGAUGAGCUGAGGGAGGAGCUGACGUCCAAACUCAAUGCGGCCACUGAGGAGGUGUCUCGGCUGCAGCAAGAAGUACAGCAGGGGGAGAAUGAUAUUAAAACAGCUGAGGGGCAGAUCUCCACACUGAAGGAGGCGCAGGACAAGCUGCUGGAGGAGCUGGAUGCUACACGGGCCCGACUGAGAGAGACCAGCAACCUGCUGACUGCACUGCAGGGAGAGCUGGAGACCCAAAAACGUCAGCAUGAAGCCAAACUCAUCACCACCAAAGAAGAAGAAAAACAUAAGAUGGACAAGAUGGCUCUGGAGCUGGAGCUCAAAUGGACUGAAACACUCAGGCAGGAGUGUAAGAAGCUACGUGAGGAGCUGAAAGAGGAGCACGAGGAGGACAAAAACUCAGCCUUGGCUCAGCUGGCGCAAAGCAAGGAGCAGGAACUGAGCAAUGCCAGGGAGAGCUGGCAAAGGAAAGUGGAGGACCUGCUAGAACAGAUAUCCUUGUUGAAGCAAAGUCUGGAGAUGCAGCUGUCCCAGUCGCAGUCGUCGCUGCAGCAGCUACAGCACCAGUUCAGCCAGGAGAGGGAGCACCUGAGGAUGCAGCUGGAGGAGCUGCAGACGGAGCAUCAGAGGCGACAGCACCGUCUGCAGGAGGCCCACCGCUGCGCCAUGCAGGACAUGGAGCACACCAGGCAACGUGAUUUGAAGGACCUGGAGGAGCGUCUCCGCCACCAUCACCAUUCAGAGCUGCAGUCUCUCAGAGAGGCUCACCGCCAGAGCAUCGAGACGCUCAAACAGCAGUCAGAACAGGAGCUUCAAACGCUCCGCUUUGAACUGGAGGAUGAGGGCAAAGCCAUGUUAGCCUCUCUGCGAUCGGAGCUGAACCACAUCCACGCGUCAGCCAUCGAACACCUCAGACAAACCCACCAGCACGAGUCAGCCGCCGCCAAGGCCGAGCUGGAGAAGACGAUCGAGAAUAACCGGACACAGGAACGCGAGCUGUUGGGCCGGAUCUCCGAGUUGCAGGAGGAGGUGACGAGGAGGAAGAACCACAUUGCUCAGCUGGACCACCAAAUCCACACGCUCAACGAGAACAUCAGCACCCUGACUAAAGAGCUGGAGCUGAAGGGCAAGGAGGUGCUCAAGAUCCGCAGUGAAGCCAAUCAGCAGAUCCGGGCUCAUGAGCAGGAGCUGACAAAGAGACACGAGCGGGAGCUAGCCGAGCUGAGCGCCGUCCACAGCAGGGAGACGCAGAACAUGCUGUCAGAUUUCAACAAAGCCCAGGAACUGCUCAAAGACAAGAUCUCCGCCCUUCAGAUACUGUUGGAAGGAACAGAGGAUAAGUUCAGGAACAGAGAGAGUCGUCCUGAGGAUCUGCAGCUCAUCGCCGAGCUCAAAGAUAUGGUUUCUGAGAGAGAAACUCUAGUCAAAAAACUGGUGGACGAUAAAAAGUUCUACCAGCUGGAACUCGUCAACAGGGAGACCAACUUCAACAAAGUGUUCACCGCCAGUCCUAAUGUGGGAGUUAUCAACCCGCUCAUUAAGCAAAAGAGAAAGAAUGAGAAAACAGCAGCCAGCAGAUUGAGCAGCUCUCCUAAUGUCAGGGCUCUGGAGGGAGCAGGUAUGGGCAUGGGCUUGGUGGGUACAGGGAGCGGCCAGCCCCCACAACCACCACCCCCGCCCCCAACCCCGCCCAGUCGCCUAGAGCCUAUCCCCAACUCCCCCCUCCAUCACCUUGAGCUCAACUCCAACAAACCUCUUGCCCCGCUGACCCCUCCCACCGAACCCAAGAAAUUCAUGAGGGCCUGAGGUUUUUACUGUUUAUAUCACAAACCAGCUGACCCUGAGUCGACAUUAAAGGACACGACUACUUUCUGCUGCAGCACGUUUGAACUCAGAGGCAUUGGCAGCUCUUUAAAUAGAAGUGAAUAAUAUGGAAAGGGCAACAUAAACACAAGAGUCCCGUGUGCGACUGAAGCUUCAAAGAAUGGCCUUGGAAUGCAAAAGGGGCAUGUUUUUACUUUUGAUUUCUUUUCUUUCCCAUCAGUCCGAACAUGUUGCUGUCUGAACUGUGUGCAUGCUGAAUGUUCUUUUUUUUUUUUGGUUUUGUUUUCUCUUCUUUUCAGUUCAGGACGUUUACACUACCUGUUGUUAUUAUCCACUGUGUCUUUUUUGUCGUUGUUUUGUGUCACACUGUGACGUUUCUUUCUUCAUCCUCACCAUCAUCUAAAUUUCAGCAUGUUGCACUUUUACUCGACUCGAAAUGGGCUCGACCGUUUUUGUAAAAAGUAAAUAAACGUUUUUUUUAAUGCAGACUUGUAUUGAAGUAGAUAUUGUCUUUUGCUAUUAUGGACCGUCUCCCUCUGUGUGUGGUGGUGUCUUAUUUUGAUCCUGCUCUACUCUACGCUCCAGUAAACGCUGCUUUGGUGGCUGUGACGAACUGUGUGAACUGAUAUGAUGAUAAAUUAUGCAACAUGCUUCUCACAUGAAUACAUGCAGUGUGUAUGCGUGUGAGGGGUGGCGGGAUGAGGGGGGGGGUUUAGUUGCAUGUAGGUUUACAGCAUGUGUGUGAGUGAGUGGUUUCUUUCCUUUGUGCUGCAUGUUGUACUGCCGAGUAAGACGCAGUGGCUGCUUUGCAAAAGCUUGGGACAAACCUCUGUUGAUUUAAAAUGCUUGCACAAGCACACACACACACACACACACGCAUUAUUAUUCCUCAUUGCCAGAGCUGUACCCUAACACACAUUCUAACAUGCACAACAAAGUAAGGCGAUGACAGUAUGAGGUCAGGUGUUAGAGGCUUUGAAAUGUUUUCAGACUAUAGUACAAUUUAUCUCUGCUCUCACUCUUCACACUCUUUGUUCUUAACAAACAGUUUGAGUGAUGGUAAACAUUUUCCUUACACUUGAGCGAUUUGCUAUGCUGGCCUCUUUAAAUCAAUAAGUCGUUACGUGUUUAACCCUGAUAAACGUUAUUCAAAUAGACUUCAGUUUGUAUAGAAGAAGUAAGUCAGACAUCACAGCAGUAAAGAGUAGUUAUUAGACUGCAGCUUGCACCCGUUUUGGCUGAAGGAGAUAUCUUUGUGCCUACAAACAUCCAGAACAUUCAUAACAUAGAUCUGUUUAAUAGGAAAAUAUAGAACGCAAUAUGUAUAACAGCCUGUUAAUGGUGUUAAAUUGGGUAUGUUUAAGUCCCAGACUAAUCCUAAUCUAAUCCUAAAUUCAAGAUGACUAACUCAAAGUUACGUGUUUUAGGUUAAUGACCCCAAAUUUUGGGGUAUGGACAGCAAAAACCCCAAACAAAUAAAAUAAAAACAAGCUUCAUAGACGCGUAUCAGACAGACAACAAGAAAGUCAGGAGUAAGCUGCAUAUAAAUGUAGGAGAAUUAGAGGGAUUAGAAACAGUUGAGGAAUAAGAAACAGCUGAAAGGAAUCAAGACAAUCAUGUCGACAGGAACUAAAGAGAAAAACACCAGAAGAAAAAACAAAAUAUCAAGUAUCAUGCACCAAAAACACAAUAAUAUAAAUCAAAAUCUGAAAUACAAAACUCUGCAACAAUAAUAAUCCUCAUUUACCAGAGCCAACGAAACGCCAAGCCAGUUCAAUGACUCUCUAAAACAAGGCAUUUUAGACCCCUCCCCCUUCAAGGCCCGCUUUCUUCUCACUGGCUGCCCCUCAAAAACAGAAAGUUUAAACAGAACGUGGGUGCAGCUUCUGUGCUCACAGCCAGAUUUGACCAUAUUAGUAAUCUGUUGACAUCAUACAGAUUCAAGAAUAGAAAAAAAAAAAUAGCUGAAUGAACCUUUAGAGCAGACUGAAGUCUCAGCUUUUGGCUCUCACAUAAGCUGAUCUUAUUAUCUUUAUAAAAAUAAAGAUAAGCUGUCUUCAGGUAGCUGUUCUAACGUGUGCAUUUACUCAUACAGUCCUGGGAUUCUUUAAAGCUGUUUAAAAGGCCUAAAAUAUCAUAGUAUAUUAAAAGGUCAUGGCCAGCAAUGUCACCUUACAGCAAGACCCUGAACUGGAUAAGUGGAACAAAAUGGAUGGAUGGAUCGUAAAAAGUGUAGUAAAAAAAAUUAUAUUUUAAAUUAAAUAGUUUUGAUAUAAACAUAUAGAUAAGUAAACAAAGUGCAAACAAUGCAAAUUGAAGUAAUCUACAUCAGCGGUCCCCAACCUUUUUUGCGCCACGGACCGGUUUAUGCCCGACAAUAUUUUCACGGACCGGCCUUUA